GGCAGCGGCAGCGGCAGCGUGUGUCCGGCGGCGCCCAUGCGGCUCUGCGGCGAUGCGAGCGGGCUGCGCUCGGCUCCGCUCCCCGCCUAGCCGCCCCGGCCGAGCAUGGGCUGCAUCGGCUCCAAAGGCACCGUCGUGGCUGUGGACACGACUUUGCAUGUGGAGUGGAAUGAGGUGAAGGCCCUGCCUGCCCUCUCGCCCGUGGGGAGCACCAGGACGUCGCUGGUCCACAGGCUGGUUCGGCAGAGCUCAGUGGACAGCCAGGACUCUCUCGAGGUAAAUGUUGAAGACACUGUCGAAAUGUUACCCAAGUCCCGGCGAGCGCUCACAAUCCAGGAGAUCGCUGCCCUCGCCCGGUCCUCCCUGCACGGUAUCUCGCAGGUGGUGAAGGACCAUGUCACCAAGCCCACGGCCAUGGCGCAGGGCAGGGUGGCGCAUCUCAUCGAGUGGAAAGGCUGGUGCAAGCCCACGGACUCCCCGGUGGCUCUGGAGAGCGCCUUCAACUCCUACUCGGACCUGAGCGAAGGGGAGCAGGAGGCCAGAUUCGCAGCAGGUGUGGCCGAGCAGUUUGCCAUUGCUGAAGCCAAGCUGAAGGCCUGGUCCUCCGUGGACGGGGAAGACUCCAACGAUGAAUCCUACGACGAGGACUUUGGGACAAACACCAACAGCACCCAGCCAGCUGAUGCUGCAGGCCAGCUGCCGCCCGGCUCCUUCCUGAAGGAUCUCCUCCACAGCCGCCUGUGCCAGCUCAGCGUCCGGCAGGGCUCCUGCGAGCCCGAGAGCGACUCCUCGCAGACCAUCUCCCCGGAGACCCUGUGCUCCAGUCUGUGCAGCCUGGAGGACAGCCUGCUGCUCAAGGAGCUGGGCUCGCCGGGCGAACUGGCCGCCAAGCUGCUGGGCUCCCUGGCCGGAGGGGAGGAGAUGCUCCUCUCCAAGCUGCCCCCUCAGACUGGAGAAAGUGCCUUCCGGAGCCUGGGACAGCUGGAGUGCCAGGACUCCAUGUACUCCAUGUCCUACACGGAGUCCUGCCUCUCGCCCACGGAGGACGACGGGCUGCCCUGCAAGGACUUCCACACGGCGUGCAAGCUGCACGGGGACAGCUGCGGGGUCAGGAGGAAAGUCUCCGACGUGGCCUCGUCGGGGGUGGUGUCACUGGAUGAGGAAGAGGAGGAGGAGGCUGAAGAGCAGUGAACGGGCUUGGUCUGUGGCAUGCUUCACCUGCCAUCUCUGUCCCACUCCGUGACACCCACCCCCCGGGCCCUGUUCCCAGAACCAUCUGUUCUCCUUGUGGGCGAGUCCUGUCUGGGGAUGGCGUGAGCCUUAGCCGGGCAGGGGAGGAUGGUGGAAGGAAAACCCAGCACCCCCACUGGCGGAGACUGUUGAAGCCUGAGGCCUCGCGGCCGGCCGCCGGCUGGAUUUGCUUGCUGCGUCUCUCUCUCCCCUCGUCUGUUUUUUUGCAUGAGAGUGUUUUGGGGAAAACAAAAAACCCUGAAUCGGAGCCGACUGGACCUGACGCCAUCUGGGACGGUUCUGAGCAUGUCCUGCACCCCACCUCCGAACCCCUGGGGAGGCGCCUUUCGCUGUCCGGGUGGCAUGGCUAGUGCUGGUCUAGCAACACGUGUCUGUUCCUAACGAAGAUUAACCGCCCUGCCCUGGCCCCCCAAGCCCCGGUGCCCAGGCGCACCGUGCUGGGCUGCUCUCUACUUGACUUGGGAGGCCGUUUUUCAACCCUUUGGCACAAAACCAGCUCUUUGCUUUUCUCGUACUGGGUUUUAUAUCGUGAACCGACUCAAGGAGACGGCCGAGGGCAGAGCAGGUUUGUCGGGGCGGAGCUGGACAGGAAUCGCCCUCUCUGCUGGGACUCCCCCCCAGUGGGGGAGGGUGGGACGAGGGGGCACGGGCUGAGCUGGGGGGAGUGCGAGAGCAGAUCUUUUUCUAUAUUUUUGUAUGUUGUCUCUGUGUGGCCCUGGCCGGGAAUGUUGGGGAACGCUCCAGGGAGCCGGGGGGCAGGGACUGGUACCAGCCCGACCUCGGCAAUGAAGUAUUAACUUACCCAUUGGACAGCUUGGCCUCCGGAGAGCUGCCGCCCGGGGCUGGGCAGUGGGGAGAAUUCAUGUUCCUCGUGCUGGAGUCAAUCUGACUGAUCCCAGGGAUGCUUUCUGCAUGCACAGCCACGGGCAUGCACCUGCGCUCCCACACGUGUGCACACAAACGCAUGGGCACACGCAGACCCCCCCUUGCCCCCACUGUUCACGGCGUGCCAUUGAGGGUGCCCAGCAUUUCACAACCCCCAUUCCCGCCCCGGAGAGCUGACCCUCGGCUCCUGCCGCCAGCGCUGAGUUAGGGGCUGGAUCCAAAUGGGCUGUUCUCUGUGUCGGCCGUGGCUGAAAUCUCCUGGGAUUUCAUGCAAAGCCUCGCCCCCCAGCUUGGGCUCAAACCUAGCCCCCAAAUCCAGCCCCGGCAGCCCUUCGGUCUAGCUCUGCGCACCGCUGGGGCGCACACGCAGAUCUGAGCGCACAUGCGUACACGGCAGGGCCAGGCGCCUGCAACGGGCCAGUGGGAAACAAAACCCAAGUCUCAGCUGUGGUGAGUGCACCAGGUCCCUGUCCCCCUCGCUGAGGGGGGAGCCCCCUCCCCUCCGGCAGGGGGGCUCAGGCUGGCUCCCGUGGUUCAGGAAUCCUGAGGCUGGAACCCAGAGGGAAUGCAGGGGCCCGGUGGGGCCCGGGGGGAUCUCAGCCUCGCCCUGCAGGUUCUCCCAUGCUCUCGUGGCUGUGACGGCCCCCCAGCAUUUGCUGCCCCACAUCAGACUGUAGCUCCAACAAGCCAGCAGGCACCAGCCCCUGAUGUUUCAGAGGACUGGGUUCCUUCACUCAGGCGCUAAAUGGUGCCACAUGUGACCCUGGGAGACCUCGGGCAUCAGAGCCCCCGCACUGUGCAUGUGCCCACAGCCUGGGGAGAAAGGGCAAAGCCGGGUGGGGUGAGGGGGGACAGCGUGGCAGCCACCCCCAAACUGGGCUUGUUCAUGGUUAAGGGAUCCUGCAGCUUUAAGGGCCCUGCUUGGCGGCUAGCUCGCUAGGAAGGGAGGGCAGCGUCCCUGGGCCUGUGUGGGUGCCCUGGGGGAGGAGGGGUCUGGACCAUGCCCUGCAGGGGCAGCACCCAGGCACUGCCAGCUGGCGAAAGAGUGGCUGGGUCCUGCUGGGGCUGCUCGCCCUGCACUGCUCCCAGCCCCGAUCCCCAGGGACAGGGAAGGGCCCCAAGCAAGGGGGCUCCCAUGGGCAGCUGUGAGAGCCGCAGCUCCUGCCCCUCCUACUCCAGCUGCUCCAGCCAAACCCUGGGCCCUAGGGAGCCCCAGCACCCAUGGCCAGCCUGGGCAGUCCUAGGCCCUGGUGUGUUUGGCCUGGCCACUCUCCCCGCCCAGGCUAUGGCCUCCCCCAUGCACCCAAUGGCUUGUGUUCCCCUCCCGCCAGAAACUAUGACUUGUCCCCUCCCCCGCCCCCCACUGGCCUGUUCUGCCCUCCCACACAUACACAAUGGCCUGUCAUUCCCUCCCCCCAUGGCCUCCCCCACGCACCCAAUGGCUUGUGUCCCCCCAGCCCCAACAAGCUAUGGCUUGUCCUGUUACCUCCCCCCCCACAAUGGCCUGUCCUGUGUCCCCAUGCCACAGUGGGUUGUUUCCCUCUCCCACACACAAAAUUGCCUGGCCAUUCCCCCCCCCCCACUAGCCUGUUCCCUCUCCUCCCCCCCCCACACUGACCUGCCCCAUUCCCCCUCACACACACUCUAUGGCCGGUUAUCUCCCCCCUCCAUGGCCUGGUGCACCCUGGCCAGUUCUAGUGUCUGCUGUGCUCUGUUUACCAAUGCAAUUCAUUAGAGCAACAGGUGUGCCACCCGUCAGGCACCCGGGGGACCCUCUCCUCCCCAGUCCCUGACCCCCCCCACUUCACGCACUGCCCUGCGGCCCCCAAAUCUGCCGAACACUCCUCCCCCAGGAGCGGGACCUGGGUGCAGGGAGCCCCUAAGAAAUGCUGCAGGCUGGGGCCCCGUGCACACCUUGCGCUGCCCCCGGCUCCCCGGGAGCUCCCAGCAGGGCCUGCCCCCUCCUGCUUUACUGGAAUUCAACCAGCAGAUCAAGUGCCUAAACUAGGGUUCAGGCCCGGCCCGUGGAGCUCCGAGGAACUGACUCCAGGCAAGGGGAGGUGGCAUCUGACCCCAGGGCUCGGCCCACUCCCCAACCUGGCUCUCGAGCACCCAGUCUGUGCCUGCGCCUUGGCAGAGCGUCUGCCUGCCUGGAGAUGCCUGCUGGAUGCUGAGUAGCUCUGGGCAUGGCCCGGGACUGCCCCAGUCUCUGGCCAGUGCGUCUGCUCAGGGUCCGGGAUGGGGAGUGAAUGGGGGUCAAGAUGCCACCUCCCUGCAGAGAAGCGGGGGGUGGGAGGGUGUUAGCAGGCUCUUGGGCCAGAGAGUCAGUUUUUGGGCUCCAGGAACAAAGCCAAAAGUGGCUCCUGCCGCACUGUGCUGGGAAGCUGCCUGUCCCAGGGAGGCGGGCGGCGCCGUUGUCCCGUCUAGGCCAUGGGCCUGAGGAGGAAACGUGCCCCUCGUUGGAGAGCGGAUGCUGCUCCCCUAAGGCACCAGUGACUUUCCAGCCGGGUGACAUGGGGCCAAACCUGCUUCCGCCCGCGGGCACGCGGAUUGCUCACAACCCAGGGGCAGGCAGCGGGGCCUGAGGGCUCGGGGACGGGCUCCCAGAAUGGCUGGCACAGGCUUAGCGCUUGCAGUGACCUUGUAGCAGACAGCAACGGGACAUGGCAUUAGGUUUUCUCCACUGUGCAUGGUGGUUUGUUAUUGUAGGGUCGCAUGAGUGCUGUGGGCUGUGCAUGCCGCUGUAUCAUGACAGGGUUGCUUGAGAGCACUGGCCCAUGCAUGCUGCUUUGUUAUUGUAGGGUUGCUGAUGGGUGCUGGGCUGAGCAUGCUGGCUUGUUACUGUAGGGUUGCUUGCACGAGGUCUGAGUCAAAGCCCUUUCAAGUCACUGGAAUGGCUCCCCCAGGCUGUGGGUCAGGCCCAGAGGUGAGCACAAGGGAGCUCUGUGCCUUCUCGGGCUUGGUCGUCUGCGAGCCCCAGCCACGUACCUACACCCCUGACGGGCUGGGCUGGAAGCUUCUCCCCAGGCGCCGCUGGCCGUGGCAGCUGCUGCCUGAGUGGGUGGCGCGUUGGGCUGGUAGAUCUCAGUUCUCAGGGUGUGUGGGGGGAGGUGGUUCUCCUCGCUGGGCAUGGUGGGGCAGGGAGAGCAACUGGCUCUUUAACUCAGCCAGGGAACCCCAGGAUUUGGGGGAGGAAGGGGAAACUGCCCUGCUCCUCCCCCACCCUCUGUCAAGGACCCCUUCAAUCUUCCCUCCCAUUGGAGCCAGUGGGACCCCCCCUGGGAGACCUGGGGCAGGCUACAGUCUAUAUGGGCCCUUGGCAGCAGUCUCUCCUGGGCCACUCCCCACCCCCCGUCUCCCUAGGCCCCACUGUGCCCCACACCGGCAGUGCCCACAGGCUGCUCCCCACUGCUGUUGUCGGGCAGCCCCCGAGCAAUGAGUCUGAGUCUGGUCCCAGCAGGGAGCAGGUGUUUGCAUCACCCCCCCCCCACACACACACACUCACGUCACAGACUCUGCCCCCCUUGUGGACAGGCCGCGGGUUCCCCGCCCUCUGAGGGACCACAACCUCCCUCGCUCUGGGAGACACUGGCAGGUGGGCUCCCCAGGGCAGUGCUGGCACACAGCUGGGCACUGCCUGCAGGGGUCUGAAACGCCCCCUCCCCCAGGAACAUACGGCAGCUCCGCCAGCCCCUGCUCCCGGCUCGGAGCGGGCGACAGUGGCCCCGGGCCGGCAUGCAAGAGGCUCACACACUGCAGCCGUGGGGCAGCGGCGGUGGGCGACCACGCUGGCUCGCUAGUCCCUCCCAUCCGAGAGACUUUGGGCACAUUCACAAACACGCCCACGUUAACCCCGCCCGUGCCGUGGGCAAAACCCCCUUAUGACCGCUGGGGAAACAGCGGCACAGGGAGGGGACGGCCCAGAGCCUUAAAGGUAUUUAGGCACUGAACGCCCAUUGAUUUCAAUGGGAGCUAGUCUCCUUCAUACCCUGGAGGAGCUGUGCUGAAGUGGCUUGACCAAAUGAGGAUUCCCCCCUCGACAUCUACCCUACCCAUUGUAGCACGCUGUCUCUCCUAAGGAGCCUGGCUCACAGAGGGGCUCCCCCCACCACCCCGGACAGCCCCACAGAACCUAAUAAUGCAGCAUCUGGAAGGGAAAGGAAAAUCGGAGGGGUUGGCUAGCAGCACUCGGCAAUUACUAGUCCCUGGGCCUGCGGCAGGAGCGGGUGACUCCAAUUGUACUUCACCGGAAGGGGCUGUGCAGGUGUGUGGCGGUGUGGUGUGCAUGUGUGUGUGCGCGUGUUGCCCACAUACAGGUGGGUGCGUGUGCACACACCUGUGAGGGGUGUGUGCGUAAGCACAUGAAUGUUGGGGGGGGAGAUGUGUGUGUGCAUGGAGGUGAGGCGUGGGUGUCCAUGUCCAUGCACAAAUGUGA
Molecule: messenger RNA, 6571 nt
Organism: Mauremys mutica (yellowpond turtle)
Lineage: Eukaryota; Metazoa; Chordata; Testudines; Geoemydidae
Gene: FAM131A
Product: family with sequence similarity 131 member A
Exons: 6
Coding region: 106-1191 (361 amino acids)
Source: RefSeq, a predicted model, not a curated record